Messenger RNA from Vitrella brassicaformis, 941 nucleotides. NCBI's taxonomy places the organism in Eukaryota, Vitrellaceae. The record is from the annotation of a GenBank genome assembly.
CCCCCCCCCCCGAGGGACGCCACAACAGCCAAGUGGAGGCGCUGCUCGAAGGACUUCAUAACAGGGCCGUGCGAACGUCGCUGGACAUCAGCCGACUCGCAUACAAGGUGGGAAGAUCCAACACAUGGGCACGCCGGAGCGAGCAGACGGCUCGGCGGAUAGCGACGAAACAGGGCACAGCGGGCCAGCCGGACACCCCACGAGCACCCAGCGACAUGGACCCAUCCGUCCCCCCACACCCGCAUGAGUGUCUGCCGAGGAAAGCCGCGAGGCCAGCCGCCACAAGUGGCAGGAUCCCGACAGGAGACAAUGUCCAAAAAGGCCGAUCCGCAAUACACGCCCGCACAGAGACAAUCCCUGGGGACCUCCCAGCCCGGAAGCCCCACGCCGCUCGAAUCACGCUCCGCCGACCAGUGCUGCAGCGCACCGGCAGAAAGAUAGUCCAAAGGGAAUGGACGCCUCCACCCUCACCCCCAGCUGACACAGGAGACGGCUGGGUGACGCCUCCGUUCGACGGUCCUGCCUCGGACGGCUGGAUAUCGCCGCCGUCAUCACUGGGGGACCCCAUGGAAACGGACGAGCCCCAGGGGACCCAGCCAGGGUUGACCCGUGAGAAGCAGGAGAGGAUCGAACGCAACAGGGCCGAGGCGGAAGAGCGAAAGAAGAGGAAACGAGAGGAAGAACUGCGGGAGAAGAUUGCGCAAGGCAGAGCCGCAGCCGCAGAGAGGAAGAAGAGGAAACAGGAGGAACGGAGGAAGGCCCAGGAGGAGGGACGGACCCUGCCCCCAGUGGCACCCCAGCCACCCCCACGACAGCCCUCCACACGGGAGGCGGCCCUCAACCAGCGGGCCAUCAACCAGGCCAUACAUUGCUCAGAGCGCCCUAAGCGCCCAAGCGUCGUGCUCCCUCCGCCAGCGGGGGAUGACCGAAUGGAUGAAUAG